Molecule: messenger RNA, 791 nt
Organism: Lolium rigidum
Lineage: Eukaryota; Viridiplantae; Streptophyta; Magnoliopsida; Poales; Poaceae
Product: pseudo histidine-containing phosphotransfer protein 5-like
Exons: 6
Coding region: 109-567 (152 amino acids)
Biological process (GO): phosphorylation; phosphorelay signal transduction system; cytokinin-activated signaling pathway
Cellular component (GO): cytoplasm; nucleus
Molecular function (GO): protein histidine kinase binding; histidine phosphotransfer kinase activity
Source: RefSeq, a predicted model, not a curated record
ACAACCUCAUAUUCAGAAGUGAUCGAGCAGUUGCAUAUGCAUUUUGUGCUUGUCUCCCACCUUUCAGGACUCUGCCUUCCCUCUUUUCCCAUCAUUCAACACUCAUAAAUGGAGUAUGCUAAUUUGCGACGCCAAGCAGCAUCCUUGAAAAGAAGCCUCUUUGAUCAGGGGUAUUUGGAUGAGCAAUUUUGUCAGGUCGAGGACUUGCAGGAUGAAGCUAGUCCUAAUUUUGCAGAAGAAGUGGUUUCCUUGUUCUUUAAGGAUUCGGCGAGACUAGUGGCAAAUAUUGAGCAAGCUAUGGAGAAGUAUCCGGGAGAUUUCAAUAGAUGGGAUGCACACAUGCAGCAACUAAAAGGAAGCUGUUUUAGCAUUGGCGCUUCUAAGAUGAACAAUGAGUGCACAUCAUUCAGGAAUAGCUGCGGACAAGAAAAUGCUGAAGGCUGCAGGAAAUCUUUCCAGAAAGUGAAGAGGGAGCAUGCUAUCCUUAGGCAGAAGCUGGAGUCGUACUUCCAGCUUCUGCGACAAGCCGGUCCUGCCAGGACUGCAACCAAGUCUGGAGGCAAGUAAGCAGCUGCCCCCCUUGGCACUCGUACAAGCAGGUGUACCAGUAUUGGGAUGCGGUGAAUAAAAGACCCAUGACAGGAGGCAUGCUUGGUGAUGCUGUGGGUGCAAGUUAAUGCCUACAAGAUACUAUCAUAUAAUCUUCAUUUAAAGAAAAGAUAUUAUAUAAUCAAGGGUGACCUAUUGGUGUCCUGUGGUGAUAAUAAAUAGCCUGAUAUUGUGUUGUGUCA